Molecule: messenger RNA, 2414 nt
Organism: Ricinus communis (castor bean)
Lineage: Eukaryota; Viridiplantae; Streptophyta; Magnoliopsida; Malpighiales; Euphorbiaceae
Product: probable pectin methyltransferase QUA3
Exons: 7
Coding region: 362-2152 (596 amino acids)
Cellular component (GO): cytoplasm; endosome; trans-Golgi network
Molecular function (GO): methyltransferase activity
Source: RefSeq, a predicted model, not a curated record
AUACAUGACAGCUGUCCGUCACUUCAUCUCAAUUGGAUACAUUCACCGCCAGAUGCAUCACCGCCAAGUACAACUAGCUCUCUCCACUUCCAUCUCUAACUAAUACCUCCAGUUGCAGAUACUUGCCCUCCAGAGAGCAAAGCAACACUUCUUCUCUUCCUCGUCGAGAAAGGAACUAGAAAUACUUCUAAGUUCCGAUCUUUAAUUCAACACCAUAACUUACAGGCAACAUUCAUUCAUUCAUUCUUCUUCUGCUUCUUUAUCCAGAAAAGGAAAAAAAAAAAAAAAAGCAAUCAGAUGCCUGAUUUGAAAAUGAGAUUUUAAUCAGAUCCAAAACCUCCAUCUCGACCAGUAAAAUCAAAUGGGGCACCUAAAUCUGCCCGCGUCUAAAAGAAACCCUAGGCAAUGGAAGCUUCUUGACCUGGUAUCCGCUGCAUUUUUCUUCUUAGUAUUUCUCUUCUUUCUUCUAGUCUUCACUCCACUAGGCGAUUCUCUGGCUGCUUCCGGUCGUCAAACUUUACUUCUUUCCACGUCGGAUCCACGUCAGCGUCACCGUUUAGUGGAGCUGAUAGAGGCAGGGCGGCAUACUCAGACAAUCGAAGCAUGCCCUGCGGAGUCAGUUGAUCACAUGCCGUGUGAAGAUCCAAGGCGCAAUAGCCAAUUGAGUAGAGAUAUGAAUUUUUAUAGAGAGCGUCACUGUCCGAUUCCUGAUGAGACUCCUCUCUGUUUGAUCCCUCCUCCUAAUGGUUAUAAGAUUCCCGUCCAGUGGCCCCAGAGUUUGCAUAAGAUAUGGCAUGCGAACAUGCCACACAAUAAAAUUGCUGAUAGGAAAGGGCAUCAGGGAUGGAUGAAAGAGGAUGGUGAAUAUUUUGUAUUUCCUGGUGGUGGCACUAUGUUUCCCGAAGGAGCUAUUCCUUAUAUUGAAAAGCUUGGACAGUAUAUCCCUAUAAGCAGUGGUGUUUUAAGGACUGCCCUUGACAUGGGAUGUGGGGUCGCUAGUUUUGGAGGAUAUUUAUUAAAGGAAGGGAUUUUAACCCUCUCAUUUGCUCCUAGAGAUUCACAUAAAUCUCAGAUACAAUUUGCACUGGAAAGAGGAAUUCCAGCAUUUGUUGCUAUGCUUGGCACUCGUAGACUACCAUUUCCUGCUUUCUCAUUUGACUUGGUGCAUUGCUCUCGGUGUUUGAUCCCUUUCACAGCAUAUAAUGCAACUUACUUUAUGGAAGUGGAUCGAUUACUUCGCCCUGGAGGAUAUCUAGUCAUAUCAGGUCCUCCUGUUCAGUGGGCUAAACAAGAUAAAGAAUGGGCAGAUCUCCAGGGUGUGGCAAGGGCACUGUGCUACGAGCUGAUUGCUGUGGAUGGAAACACUGUCAUCUGGAAAAAACCUGUUGGAGAUUCAUGCCUGCCUAACCAAAAUGAGUUUGGGCUUGAACUAUGUGAGGAAUCAGAGGACCCUAGUCAGGCCUGGUACUUCAAAUUAAAGAAGUGUUUGAGUAGGAUACCUUCUGUUGAGGGAGAAUAUGCUGUUGGAACAAUUCCUAAGUGGCCAGAUAGGCUGACGGAGGCUCCUUCAAGAGCCAUGCGCAUGAAAAAUGGGAUUGAUUUGUUUGAGGCUGACACACGACGCUGGGCUAGGAGGGUGACAUACUAUAGGAACUCAUUGAAUCUGAAGCUAGGGACUCAAGCUAUUCGCAAUGUCAUGGAUAUGAAUGCAUUUUUUGGGGGUUUUGCUUCAGCGCUUUCAUCUGAUCCGGCAUGGGUGAUGAAUGUUGUUCCUGCUGGCAAGCUGUCAACUCUGGAUGUAAUUUUUGACCGAGGCUUGAUUGGAGUCUACCAUGAUUGGUGUGAGCCUUUCUCAACAUAUCCUCGCACUUAUGAUCUCAUCCAUGUAGCUGGCAUUGAAUCACUGAUAAAAGGUUCAAGCAAGAACAGGUGUAACCUUGUGGAUUUAAUGGUGGAGAUGGAUCGGAUAUUACGCCCAGAAGGAACUGUUUUGAUUCGUGAUACUCCUGAAGUAAUUGACAGAGUGGCUCACGUGGCUCAUGCUGUAAAGUGGACGGCCACCAUACAUGAGAAAGAACCUGAGUCACACGGGAGAGAAAAAAUCAUGGUUGCAACAAAAAGCUUUUGGAAGCUUCCUUCAGCAUCUCACUGACACAUUAGUUCUUUGUAAUGUACUUUUUCCCUUCUUUUGUAUUAAUUCUAAUAUGAUAACAAUGUGUAAUCUGCAUGCAUAAAAUGGGUGCAGAUUCAUUUCUUGAUCUUCUGCUUUGAUUAUAUGAAGAGAUGGUAGGAAGUACAAAAAGAUGGAGAGAUGCAUUCCCUUUUUUUGUGUGUUUAGAAUAGGUAUAGCUGAAGCAAUGAUAAAGUCAGAUUGUUAUAUUAUUUUAUUUAUCACCGGCAAUUUGGUCCCUCAA